AUGCCAGAAAUGAUUCCAGUUAUUCUUGAAACUGAUCGUUGUUAUAUUAGAAACGACGAGAAUGAUAAAGAAGAAGAUGAUGAGAACAAAAACAGUGAACAAGAAGAACUGGUUAAACCAUCCAUAAUUUCCAUUCCAUUGAUUUAUACUAAACAAACAGAUCCCACAGCAACAACAACAACAACAACAACAACAACGUCAUUUGGACAAGUUGUUAUUGAUGAAUUUCGAUCCAUCAACACAACAUUAAAUUCAAUGAAGAAAAGACUUGAUAAUAUAGAAAAUAAAACUGAUAUUGUUUAUGAAAUGGCGUCGGAGCGAAGAGUUAUGCAUGCUCUUCAUUCUCUAGGCAUGACCGGUAUUGAAGGAUUAUCUUGUGAAUUUUACCAUUAUCAUGAAUAUAGACUACCAUUAAACUCUCUUGCUAAUCAAUUACAGCAAUAUUAUCAUAAUCGAUGGAAAUAUUAUGAUCGAUAUGUCGACAUUUCUUUAUGUCCACAAACUAUCGAGAUUAAUCUAAUGGUUAUACCUUAUUUAAUUCAACAAAAUCAAUCACAUUCACCUAUACCAUUAGCUGAUAUUUGUGUAUCAUCACCAACAGGUAGUGGAAAAACUUUAACAUAUGUUAUACCAUUAUUACAAUGUAUUCGUAUUAUUAUUCUUUUACCAGUGCAAGAUUUAGCUGAACAAGUUUAUCAUGUUGUUAAUCAAAUAGGACAUAAAUUACAAUUAAAAACAGCUUUACUUGCUGGACAACAAUCAUUUGAAGAUGAACAAAAAAUUUUAGUUAAACAACAAUUGAAUGGCAGUUGGACAUCAUCUAUUGAUAUCAUUGUUUGUACACCUGGUCGUCUUGUUGAACAUGUUAGUCGAACAUCAGGAUUUUCUUUAAUACAUCUUCGUUAUCUUGUUAUUGAUGAAGCUGAUCGAAUUAUAGAUGAAUUUAAACAAGAUUGGUUAAAUAUUCUUGAUAAUGCUGUUGGUUUACCAAGUCCUUUAAAAAACAAUUUUCAAGCAUAUAUGCUUAGUCAAUCAUCUUCAAAUCGUAAAAUAUAUCAAAAAUUACUUUUUUCAGCAACAUUAACACAUAUUCCUGAAAUUUUACAACAAUUAAAUCUUUUUCAUCUUGUACUUUUUUCAUCAUCAUCAACAUCAAUUAUAAUGCCAUCAACAUUACGUGAAAAUUUUAUUAUUUGUUCAAUAACAUAUAAACCAUUAAUUAUUGCUUAUCUUAUUCAAAAUCAAUUACAUUCCGAACGUAUUAUGAUAUUUGUUCAUUCAAAAAAAGAUGUAGAUCGUUUAAGUUCUUUACGUAAAUUACUUUUACCAGAUAAUAUUAAAGUUAGUCAUAUAUCAAGAAAAUUACCAUCAAAAAAAAUUCAAACACGUUUAAAUAUGUUUGAACUUGGACAAAUACAAAUUCUUGUUUGUUCCGAUGUUCUUGCACGUGGUAUUGAUAUUCCAAAUAUUGAUUGUGUUAUACUUUAUGAUUUACCAAAAAAUAUUCGUACAUAUACCCAUCGUAUUGGUCGUACAGCACGUGCUGGUAAAUUUGGUCGAUCAAUAACAAUGGUUGAAAAAGAACGUUUAAUAAUGUUUCGUAUAACAAUAAAAACUUAUCGACGAAAUAAACUUAAACCUUUAAAUAUACGGAAAGAAAAUUUUUCAUUUAUGUUAAAUGAUUAUCAAAAAGCUUUAGAAAUAUUUUCUAGUAAAGAACAAAACAAAAAAUUAAAACAAAAAAAAUAA
Messenger RNA from Rotaria sp. Silwood1, 1749 nucleotides. Lineage: Eukaryota; Metazoa; Rotifera; Eurotatoria; Philodinida; Philodinidae. The record is from the annotation of a GenBank genome assembly.